AAGACGAAGAGGGCGAAGGGCGCGCUUCACCACCGGGGGGCGGGAAGCAGCGAGCCGAGGCCUCCGCCAUGGACGCCGGCGCACCGCGGGAGCCCCGGGAGGACGAGUUCCGCCUGCUGGACGUCGGGCCGCUGCAGCGGAUCACCGGCGAACGCCUGAACCCGCCAUGGUGGCACCGGCGGACGCGGCUGGAGCGGGCCCUGUGCGGCGUCGCCUCGACGGCCCUGCUCAUGUUCUUCGCCAUGGCGGCCGCGCUGGCGGUGCUCGGCUACCACUACCAGCGAGGACUCGAUUACGGCGGACUACGGCUUGGCAUCCUACCGGGCCGAGCAGCACGGCCGGGCGUGGCGCUGCCGUCGCAGGCCGACCGGCUGAUGGGCGCCGGCGAGGACGCCAAGCUGUGCCUGUCGCCCGGCUGCGUGCAGGCCGCCUCGGCGCUGCUGCAGAACAUGAAUCAGAGCGUGGACCCGUGCGAGAACUUCUACGAGUUUGCUUGCGGGGGCUGGGUGCAGAAGCACACCAUCCCCGACGACAAGUCCUCGCUGUCGCAGUUCUCCCUCAUCCAGGACCAGCUGGACGCCAAGCUGCGCACGCUCGUUGAAGAACCCGUGCGAGCGGGGAACGAGCCGCGCUUCGUGCAGAAGAUGAAGUACAUGUACCAGUCCUGUCUGAACACGACCCUCAUCGACUCGAUGGCCGAGGCUCCGCUGAAGCGAGUACUGAGCGAGCUGGGCGGCUGGCCCGUGGUCGAGGGCGCCGCCUGGAAUGCGUCGCGCUUCCACUGGCUGGACGCGCUGAUACAGUACCGGGGCUUCGGCUACAGCCACGACAUUCUGCUCGACCUGUCGGUCAUCCCGGACUUUCGCAACAACACGCGCUACAUCAUCGACCUGGACCAGACGUCGCUGGGCCUCCCCGACCGCACGUACCUGCUGCGCGGCCUCAACGACAGCGCGGUGGCCGCUUACCUCCGGCUCAUGGUGGACGCCGCGCAGCUACUCGGCGCCACGGACCGGCAGGCCACCGAGAGGGAGCUCAAGGACGCGCUGCUUUUCGAGAUCACGCUCGCCAACUACUCGACACCGCGCGAAGAGCGGCGCAACAUCAGCAAGCUGUACAAUAAGAUGCCGCUGAGCGACCUCAAGAAGCUGGCUCCAAAAAUCGACUGGGACCGCUACUUCAACUCGCUGCUCGUCGACCCGGUGUCCGCCGACGAGCCGAUCAACGUGGUGGUGCCCGAGUUCGUGCAGCGGUUCGAGAGCCUGCUGGAGACGACGCCCGCGCGCACCCUGGCCAACUACAUGGUGUGGCGCGUGGUGCUGCAGUCGUACGCCAGCCUGGGCAAGCCGUGGCGCGAGCGGCUGCAGGAGUUCAACGGCGUGCUCACGGGCAAGACGCGCGAGACGGCGCGCUGGGAGCAGUGCAUGGGCUCGCUCACGGGCUCGCUGGGCAUCGCGCUGUCGUCGCUGUACGUGCGCAACUUCUUCCAGGAGGACGCCAAGGGCGCCGCCCUGGACAUGGUGCAGUUCAUCGUGCGCGAGUUCCUCGCCAUCCUCGACGGCAUCGACUGGAUGGACGAGCAGACGCGGCAGCGCGCGCGGGCCAAGGCGCAGGCCAUCCGGCCCUACAUCGGCUACCCGGACGAGCUGCUCAACGACGCGCUCGUCGAGGAACACUACGCCAAGGUGGAGCUGCUGCCGGACAACUACUUCGAGAACAUCAUGCGCCUGCGCAAGUGGUCCACAGACUACGCGUUCGGGCAGCUGCGCAAGCCGCACAUCAAGGGAGAAUGGAAGAAGCAUGCCCAGGUGGCUGUGGUGAACGCCUACUACAACAGCCUGGAGAAUUGCAUCGAGUUUCCCGCCGGCAUCUUGCAGGGCGCCUUCUUCUCCAAGGAUCGGCCAAACUACAUGAACUACGGUGCCAUUGGGUUCGUCAUAGGACACGAAAUAACGCAUGGCUUUGAUGACAGAGGGCGCCAGUUCGACAAGGACGGCAACAACGUGAACUGGUGGGAGCACGAGACGGAUCAGCGGUUCCGCGAGAGGGCGCAGUGCAUCAUCGACCAGUACGGAAAUUACACCGUCGCCAAGGGCACCAUGAAGGUGAAUGGCGUCAACACGCAGGGCGAGAACAUUGCGGACAACGGAGGCAUCAAGGAGGCAUUUAUGGCCUACCAGCGCUGGGUGAAGGAGAACGGUCCGGAGGCGGGUCUUCCGGGCUUGCGCUACACGCCGCGUCAACUCUUCUGGAUCAGCGCUGCAAACGUAUGGUGCGGGAAGUACCGACCAGAGGCAAUGAAGCUCCGGAUCAUGUCCGGAUCGCACAGCCCACCGUCAUACAGGGUCAUCGGUCCCAUGUCGAACACGCCCGAGUUCGCCCAGGAGUUCAACUGUCCGCCGGGAUCCUCCAUGAACCCCACCAAGAAGUGCACCGUCUGGUGAUCGCGCCGCCAGACCGUGCGCUGCCGACGCCGUGGCACCGUCUCCGGGAACAGUGCUGUGCGAGAGGACACUAUCCGGACCCGCGGUGCUCGGCUCCAAAUUGGGCCGCCAAACUGUGUGUGCGUGUACCGCGCACAAGGCGGUCGGCACGAAAACAAGCAGUGCGAACAAGAAAUAUACCAUCCGUGUUGUGUGCGUGUGUUUCACGUUAAGGUCGCUGCUACGGCGAAAGGUCCAGUCGCUCGCGCUAGAUGUCGCGUUACAGGGUAACUGAGAGCAAGCACGUGUGUUUGUAGCAUCGGCUGUCGCGGUGAAUGGAAACGCAAGCUUGCUAGUUUAAAUGCUCUCAGGUGCAUACAUCUGGCCGGCUGUUGGAAAUUUUAUGGCUGAGCAGCUCAUCUCGUACACAAUGAAAUACACUACAUUGCAUUGUAUCUGUUUACACUAUUGGUGCUGUCUGUAUUCGCUAUGUGCGUUUAUUUACACUUUUGGUAUCUUUGAAUAGAAAACGCCACAACCAAAUUGGAAUGAAAAGGGUGGGCGGAGAAAGCGGGGCGGGGUGCGCCGAGAUGACUGUUGACAACAGCCAAAUUCCCGUCCGCAGCAGUAUCACUAGUUUCACGAUGCAUUUUGGCACUUCCGUGCAGCGACAAGUCAUUUCGACUCUAGUCGUUAACGUCGUUUCAGUCUUUUCAUCGAGCUCCCGAGGCGGCCCUUGUCGAUCGCUGUUUGGUGACAGACCCGCUGGAUUCUUUCCACCAUGGCUGGUAGUCUUACCUUGCCCUUAGCUGUUGAAGGCGGAGCCACUAAUGUGCAUUCGAGCUACUAUGUAAGGACUAUAAUUGAUGCAAUACGUGACAACCACUGUGUCGCGCGUCUCACGAAGUCUGCGUUAGGUACUCUUGCUUUCUCAGCCACACUGUGACUUCGAAGACCUCUGCCAGCCAUGUUUCCUGAUCAGCAAGACGACUCCUGCCAGAUCCAAUGUUUAGAGCGUUACGGAAUGCAUCGCUCAGGGAAACGUAAGCUCUCAAGUAUGGGUUGUCGGCCCUUUCUCGAAUGAAGGCAGCUAUUGUGACUUCAGUUACCAAAUCGGGCUUCGUUUGCCUUCCAGCUCUCUAUUGGCAUUGUGUUCUAUAUGAGAAAAAGCUCCAAGCCUCUGGCAAUGCUUAAACCUUGUAUCGUACGCCCAUUUAGGUAUUGCACUACGGUCACAUAAAGCGAACGAGCGCAAUCGGUUGUGUACUGUGUGAAGGGUGCGUUGUACCGUAGCAGCGCAACACUACCUUUAAUUCGGUGCGAUAUAGAAAUGUGGGAAUGUACAAAAUUACCAAUACAUAUAUAAUAGUCUCUCACAUAGUUUCGAAAAACCACGCCGAUUUGUAAGCCAAACUUUGACUCAGUGAAACAUUUUUGCGUUAUAUCGCGCCGUAAUCUUAGCAACGGGGCUUUCAUCUUAGUAAUUCUGUUGAUUUGUUGUCUGAGUUUGCACGAAAUAUUAUUUUGAUGCCUAGGUUACUCUCACCAUGUUUGCAUCGCUAAAGUCAUGCCUUCUUUUUCGUUCUUUAAACACUGCAAAUUAUGUGGUAUUUGUGUCGAUAUCAGCCAGGUCUUGCUGAAUAUUUCCAUUCCAUUAAAGCUUUCAAUACUCGUGCGUGAGAUGAACGAAGAAUAAAAUGAUUAGGUCGUCUGAAA
Molecule: messenger RNA, 4139 nt
Organism: Dermacentor albipictus
Lineage: Eukaryota; Metazoa; Arthropoda; Arachnida; Ixodida; Ixodidae
Gene: Nep2
Product: Neprilysin 2
Biological process (GO): protein processing
Cellular component (GO): plasma membrane
Molecular function (GO): metalloendopeptidase activity
Source: RefSeq, a predicted model, not a curated record